Messenger RNA from Cuscuta campestris, 2406 nucleotides. Lineage: Eukaryota; Viridiplantae; Streptophyta; Magnoliopsida; Solanales; Convolvulaceae. The record is from the annotation of a GenBank genome assembly.
CGGCAGUUCAUGUCCGUCUCACCGGAAAGAUCAGCGAAGACGAAGAUCCAUUUUUCCUGACCCGCAAAACCCUAGCGUUUCUCCAUUUCGUCCCCGGAUCAGUUGUUUCCAUUGAUGGAGUGAAGCCCAUCAGCAGACUGACGGGAAACUCCUUUCCAGCGUUUGAAGGUUUGUGUGGUGCAAGUUCUGGGAGAGAGGUGUGUUGAUGAAGAUCUGUGAUCUGGAACAACUCUAGACAAUGGGUUGGUCAGAGAAGGAUCUUUGCAUAAAAUGUGAUAGGGGUGGCAAGAUAUUGGCUUGCAGUGAGAGUAGGACCAGUAGAUGUCCUAUAGUUGUUCACGAGAAGUGUAUGGGUUGCCAGGCUUACUUUGACGAUGGUGGAGACUUUUAUUGCCCAUACUGUUUAUACAGGCAAACAACUGCAGAAUUGCACAAAGCGUUGGAAGUUGCAAUGUUAAAAAAGCAAGCUCUGUCCACUUUCCUAGAUAAAGAAGUGCUUAAUGGUGAAAAACUACUAUCCCAACCAUCUGAUGUCUUGCAGAGUAUAAAUGUUCAUCAUUCCAUGGACAAUAAUUGUGAUAAUGAUGCCUUAUUGGCGGUUGGGCAUCGAACGGAAUGUGGUCCGGUUGUUGCUGAUGGAUGUAAAUCUAGUGAUGAACAAGUGGCCAUACAGGAGGGACUUAGAGCUGUAGAGGAUGGUGAAGGGAUGGAAGCAGAACAUAAUUCAGUUGUUGAUGAUGACAAAAUAGAUAAACAUGCUGAAGAUCCUCAAGAAGAUGACCAUCCCAAUGAGAUACCUGAAAGAGAAAGGAAAGCGAUGAAAAAUGAUCAACAAAUUCUAGCAGAGAAUGAUCUGGGAGUGGAAGAUAUUCAAGAUGAUGGCUACUUGAACGAGACACCCGAAAGACAAAAGACGACUAGGAGGAAAGCGAAUAAAUUACUUGCAGAAAGCGAACCAGACGUUGAUUACGAAGUGCUAGAAAGAGAUGAUGAAAACCACCAAGAAGACGGCCGUGCGAGUCAGUUACAAGAAAGAGGAAAUAAAACCAAGGAAAAAACUAAAAGAGACAAGAAAACAAGGAAAAAUGCGAAACAAGUGCUUACAAAAAAUGAACUACAAAAUAGUGAUGUUGAAGAUCGCCCAGAAGAUGGCCAUCUGUGUGAUAUACCUGAUAGAGAAAAUAAAGUCAGGAGAAUAUCUAAACGAAUGCUAGCAGAAGAUGAACCGGAGGUUGAUGAGGAACAACUAGCUAAAGAUGUUGACGGUGGCCACCCAAGCGAGAUACCUGACAGUGUAAAGAAAACCAGGAGAAAAUCUAAACGAAAGCUAGCAGAAGACGAACCUGAGGUUGUUGACAAAGUACUAAAUAAAGAUGUUGAAGAUUGCCACCUGAGGGAGAUACCUGACAAAGAGGAGAAAAUGAGGAGGAGAUCUAAACGGAAGCUAGCAGAAUAUGUACUGGAGGUUGAUGAGCAACAAAUAGAUAAAGAUAUUGAAGGUGGCCACCUGAGUGACACACCUGUAAGCGAAAAGGAUGUUAGGAGAAAAUCCAAACGCAGGCUAGCAGAAGAUGAACCAGAAAUUGAUGACGAACAACUGGAUGAAGAAUGCAACUUGAGAGAAAUAACUGAGAAUGAAGAUAAUGUCAAGAAGAAAUCAUUAAAAAUGCAAACCGAGAGGAAAGAAAAUGAAGCUGGUGGUGCAGAAUCUGGUGCCGUUUCAACAAGAAGCAAGUGCAUUUUAAAGAAAAGUGAAACUGAGGAUGAGCCUUUAAAUUCCGAUCCUAAGAAAAGGUCAAGUGGGUCAACUUAUGCAACAACGAAAGUUUCAAGUCUAAAUGGGGAGACAAAUGAACCUAUCAAGUUGCUAGCUCUAGAGCAUUCAACAUGGCAGAGGAGUCCAAUUCCAAAUGGAAGGCGUAAAAAGUUAAUGUGGAGUGAGGAAGAGGAAGAAAUGCUUAAGGAGGGUGUUCAUAAGUUCUCAACAACGGCUAACAAAAACAUACCUUGGAGGAAGAUCUUAGACUUUGGUCGUCAUGUGUUUGAUGGGACUCGUACGCCCGUUGAUCUCAAGGACAAAUGGAGAACCUUGUGGGCCAAAUAAGGUGCGCCACACUUACUAAAAGGAUCUUUGCAGCAGUUUGAUCUUCGAAUGAAUAUCAAGAAGGCAUAUUGGGAAAAGACAUUGUGGGCAUUAGCUUUGUUAGAGUUGUUUUGGGGUUAUUUUGGUGGGUAUCCUAUUACAUUGUCCUAGUACAUUAUCACUCAUGAGUUGUGACGUGUUUAGUUCCUAACUUUUGUUUUUAGUUAGACUCAUUAAUAGAGUAAUAUGCUUUGGAACAGAAGUUUUAGAGGGUGUUUGGGACUGAUUUUGAACACGAUUCUCAGCUUUUGCUUUGGAUGGAA